GAGGAGUGGACUACCUCGUCUGAAGUGGCUGUUCAGCUGGCAGGAAAUCACAAGCUGGUUAUGCGAAUUACUGAAGCUGGUACCCUGUUGAUGCCGUACAAGAAGGUUGGAGCUAUGGGUGAGGGCCUGGAUGAUUUUAAUAAGGCUCAGACUAUAGUUCCCAUGGGACAGCUGAUCCAAACACUGGGAUACACCAUGGUAUGGAACAAGGAGGCAUGCUACCUGGAGUCCCAAGAUGGCGAUCGAGUACCUCUUCAUGUGGAUGGUGGAUGUCCUCAGUUACAGGAGCUGGAAGCUUUAGCGCUGAUAGCCAGGCUGGAAGACAGAAAGAUUGAGCAGCUUUCUAACUCGACGCUAACAACAAAGGAUCAGUUGAAGGUGGCGGCCAUCAAUAUGGACAAACACUGGAACCACUACCUGUACGACUAUGUGCACACUGGAUCGUUUGAAUCGGGGCUAAGGGCUGUCAGAGAUGCACCAUUCUUUCAGGACCUGCCAGGAGAGUGCAUAUCAGGCCUGGUACCAGGCGCUGGACUCCAGAAUGGCUGGGACAUCUUCAAGCUCAAUGGUUUUCUGACACGUCACCAGCGGCGCAAACUCAUGAGCAGCAAGCGGUGGAUUGUUCACCUAUACGCCGGACAAGUUGGUCACUGGCAGAUAAUGAAGCUUGAUCAAGGUGACACGUCAGUGAUAGAGUUGGAUGUCAGCAGAUGCUCCGGUCAUGACGUGAUGCGUGAUGAGACAUGGAGAAUGCUUCUAUGGGGAGCAAAGCAUGGGAAGAUCGAUGUGAUUCUAGGUGGUCCACCAGGUAGAGCGAAGCAAAGAUGCCAAGGAGGAGAGCGGGACGUCAAAUCCAUGACUCUUGUGGCCAGAAUGAUGUUCCUCUACAUGAUGGCGGAAGUGGGACGCGAGCUCAGUAACUGCGUGAUCAACAAGAACCGAGAUGUGGGUUUCAUGCUGGAGUAUCCCGAGGGACUACAUCAAGCAGAGCGAGAUCGGCAAGCAAUGGAGAUUCAGCAGUUCGAGGAGGCUUCCAGGGUUCCGGUGGGACGAGGCGGAGUCGCUACAUGGUCAGAGACCAGAGUUUACUGGGAAGAAGUACAAGAACCCCGGUGGGAAAAUUAUGUUGGCCAAAACUCCAUGAAUGCAAGAGCUUCUUUCUGGGAGACGAAGUUGUGGAAAAGGUUCCAGCGGGAGUAUGGGAUCCAGACAGUUUCUUUCGAUCAAGGAGCAAUGGGAUCACAGACCAGAAAUAGAACAACACUGGGUACAAACAUCAGCAACCUGACUUCUUUGGAUGAUGUUCGACUACCAGAAGACAGUGAUGUUCCAGAGACGGGCCCAAGUGAUUAUGUUUGGUGUUCUGGUUUGGUCGAUGCAAUUGUGGUAGCCCUUCAGUUUUGGAGCCGAAAUCCGCGAUGUAUUCCACGACUUAUGAUGAUGACGCCUACGCAAUGGCAGGAGCACGUGGCCAGCAAUCAUGAAGUUUACAGAAAGGAAUGCGCAACUCGUGUUACCUCAAGGGGUACAGGUCGACAGCAUAGACGGGUACAUCAUUCAGAAGCCUAUGUUCUAACGGCGGAUGCAGCAGGACCUUUGACUAAGGGUCUAGAUCCUACCUCAAAGGGAACAAUGGGUCGGAACCUUCGCUACUUGCUGGUCGCAAAGUACACCGUCCCGAAGUCCUUCAUCAAGCUGCACUCGGGUGUGGAGCCUCCACCAGAUGAUGGCGUGGAAAAGGCGUCGAAGGACAUACCUGCGCCCUUAACUGAUGAGCAGAGGGACAAGCUAAAGGAGCUGUUUGGUGAGGACGAGACCUUAGCCCAGGAGGAGACAGUUGAUGUGGUGGAGUCAAGCGCCUUGCCAAGUACCCUGCCUAUGAACGCUGUCGUGGACUACGAAGACGACAUGGACUAUGAGCCCUCCUUACCAGAUGAAGAGGAAAAGGAUGAGGACAAGGACAUUGGGGAGCAAUUGGGACCAAUGGACCGAGUCAUGCUAGAGGGAGAUUGUAUACCACCAGAUUGCACAUACCUGACCUUCAGUAUUGGGUUACCAAACAAUCAAUCUGGAACUGUCAAAAGAGCCCUGCAAGAUGUGGUGUUAUAUUUGCAGUCCCAUGGUUUUCCUGUCUACAGGUUUCAUGCAGACAAGGGGGAGUUCUUCAACCAUAGUUUCCGAGCAUGGUUACGGGAACAAGGGAUAUUUGGUACCUGGUCAGAGCCUGGAGUUCCACAAGGAAAUGGGCGAGCGGAAACAACUGUCCGCUGGGCCAAGGAUCGAGUACGGACCCUACUCCGAGGAUCUGCGCUACCGUUGAGGCUAUGGCCGGUUGCAGCCGCAGCGGCAUCAGCUCAGCAGAGGGCGAGGGUGCUGGGAUGGAAAAGUCACCUAGCAGCGCCAUUUGGAGCGAUGGUGUAUUUGAAGAAAAAACCCUUUGAUCGAGACGGUCCACAGCGUCGGGAGUAUGGACUGGAGUCGAAGUGGCUAAAAGGACAACCGCAGGAGGAGUUGGUCAGCGACAUUCCAAAACCGAGGAGGAGGUUGGCCGAGAAGUCACGUGUGGAGGACAUUGAGAUGAAGACGGUUACCCUCAGCGCAGAGGAGAUCAAGGACUGGGCAGCUCGAGAGGUGCGGGCAGUUCUGGAAGACUGGGACACUCAGCGAGCGAUGAGCGUAAUACAGCAACUAGCGCGGAUGUCUUUCUUCAAUGACAAGAAGUUUGGAGUAUAUCGUCAUGGAGGUGCAGUUGGUUGGAUGAAAGGGAUUAAGGAGGAUCCAGCGCUGACAAGGAUGAUGACUCGGAUUGUUGUGGAAGUUGAGCCCACAGCAGCCUUCACAUCUAUGCUGGUAUCGUACAACACCAAAAGGGUGAGAUUGACCAGCGAGCAGUGGGCGACAAAAACAUUUAUGGACAACUUCUACCAUUACGACUUGGGGAAGCUUAUCAGUUUGGACCUCGCAGAGUUCAUGAAGUUUAUGAUGUUGAGCUCCUACAUGAUUAUGGGUUUCCGAUACUUCUACGAAAAUGAAGAGGCCCAGCAAUUCUCCCUGAAGGCCUACAAAACCCAGGUGAUUGAGGAGGUACCCGAUGACCCAGCAGAUCCAGAAUGGAUGUUGUAUUUGGAUGUGGGAUCUGGUCUAGUCAAGAUUGAUGAUGCUUCAGUCGACUGGUCACAAUCUCCUUGCAUGAAGAAGACCGAGGUAGUGUAUACGCCGAAUAUCGAGAAGGUCUUAAGUGAGCUGAAGGGCCCGCUGGAUGUUACGUACACGGUGAAUCCCACUGAGGUGAUGGCCAAUUUGGAUGUAUGGCGACCGGCUAUUGAAAAGGAGCUGAAGACCAUCGAGGUUGGCAUCACCCGACUUCUACCAGGUUCAGAUGAGCGCAGGAGAUGGUUGAGUUUGCCAAAGGUACAGCGAUUACCUAUGAAGUUCGUCUUUACUAUCAAGCCAAGCAGCGAUGGAGCUUGGUACAAGCGAAAGGCAAGGUUGGUGGUAUGCGGAAACAUGGCUGCGGAAGAUGGUGCACCAGUCUACACAGAGGCAGCACCAGCGGAAUCAGUACGCGCUGGGUUGACCCUGGCGGUGCGAUAUCAGUGGGCGGUGGCGGUGCUGGACGUCGUGGCAGCGUUUCUCCGUACUCCGAUGGGAAGGUCACCAACGGAUCCUGUGGUGGUGGUUCAGCCUCCACGCUUGCUGGAGAUUAUGGGAUUGACCACUAAGAUGGAGUUGUGGGCCCUGAUUAGGGCCCUCUAUGGUUUGCGACAAUCACCCGCCCUUUGGGGCGACUACCGAGACUACACGCUCAAGACCAGUGAGCCUCCAAGAGGACUUAGGUUCAAGCAAGGCUGCGCGGCAACGAGUUGGUGGCAGGUGGUGAAUGAGGAUGCCAAGAUGAUAGCCAUUGUGCUGGUGUACGUCGACGACUUCCUUAUCUGUGGUUCUCCAACUACGGUUACCCAAAUAGCAAAAUUGGUACAAAGUAUAUGGGAGACAUCGGAGCUCGAGUUCUUGAAGCCUGGUGCCCCGAUAAGAUUCCUUGGGAUGGAGUUGCAAGUUGACGAGAAGUACCCCAAUGAGAUCGGGCUAGGACAACAGGGAUAUAUACAAGAACUACUACGUCUUCAUGAUGUUUCCCCAGCGGUCGACAAGAUCCCUAUUUCAAAGGAGCUCGUCGCGGACAGGGAGCAGCUGAGCGAGCCUACCAAGGAGGAGGUACACCUGGCUCAGCAGUUAACGGGGGAAGUGUUAUGGGUGGCUCAGCGGAGUCGUCCAGACUUGAGCUAUACGACGUCCAUCAUGGCAUCUCUCUGCUUACGCCAGCCGAGGCAGGUCAUUGAGAUCGGAAUGAAGGCCUUGAGGUAUCUUCAGAAGACGUCAGGAUACCAGUUACGGCUGCAAUGGAGUGAAGAGACUUUGGUGAUGUUCUGCGACGCAGCCUAUGCUCCACAAGGAAUACAAUUUGACUGGGACAUGGCGGGCAUGCUUAUGGUGCUGCUGAUGUUGCUUGGUGCUCUAAUGGUGUGGGAGGGCAUUCGAUGGUCGAUUCUUGAGCUUUACCACGAGUGGAUGCCUGGGGCGAGUAAGCGGAAGCUGAAGCGCCUGAAGAAGCUUCAAGAGGCCACGACCAGAGCCAUAGAGCGGGAGCUGCAGCGGCUACAAAGAGAAGCCGAGGAGGACUCCAAGCCCCAGAUCGAGAAUGCCUACAUUUCCUUCCCCUACGUGCCCCUCAGCUUGAGGACUGAAGGACUUCCAGUCUCAGGGGUGAAGGAAGAUCAAGCACGACGUCUUGGAGAUCGGCUAGCACGGCUCGUCAUGCGUUACAAUGGGCCUACCGUCAAGCAGUUGAAGUAUGUCCUAUGGCUAUGGCGAGUAAGGGACUUAUCCUGGAAGCAUACGCUCAG
Symbiodinium sp. CCMP2456 is the source of this 4904-nucleotide messenger RNA. Lineage: Eukaryota; Dinophyceae; Suessiales; Symbiodiniaceae. The record is from the annotation of a GenBank genome assembly.